This is a messenger RNA of Caenorhabditis angaria, 3109 nucleotides long. The record is from the annotation of a GenBank genome assembly. Lineage: Eukaryota; Metazoa; Nematoda; Chromadorea; Rhabditida; Rhabditidae.
AUGGCCGAAACUCUGUUAGAAGCUCAAUUUCAAGAAGAAAAGGAUAUUCUGAAGAAUCUCAAGAAACAUGCGAAUUUUUGGAUUCUGUCCCCAAAUCAACAGAAGAAUUCGGAAAAUAGUGGAAGUUAUUUGAUGCCGCUGGUUUUGUUGUAUAUUGUAAGAAAAGAUGAAAUUCUGGAAUUUUUUUUUCCACAAAAAAAGCUUGACAAGCUCUGGAACAGGCCUGUGCCGGAAAUUUUCCGAUUUUCCGGAAAAUUUGCUCGGAAAAUUCACAAUUUUGCCUAAAUUUUGGGAAAUUUUCUCAGUAUAUGAUAGAAAAAAUGAAAUUUUUGGAAUUUUUUUUUCAAUGUUUCAAAUUUUACCAUUUUUUGAACGUAAAACAUCUCAAAGGUGAAUUGUAAAUAAAAAUAAGUUUUAGUGCCAACUUAAGGCUGAAAAUUGAAAUUUAAGACUUUGAAAAAUUUUCCGAAUUUUCCGGUUCAAAAAAUCCGGAAAUUUUCCGACUUUCCGUUUUCCGGGUCUUGAUUUUCCGGCACAGGAGACUUUUUGGACCAGCUCCGAAUUUUUUGACGGAAAAAUCCCCGAUAAAACAGAUUUUCGGUCUGAUUUAGGCCCCAAGUUUCAGGCCGCUGGGUCCUCAAAUCCAAACAAAAUCUCCUUCCAGCUAAUCGACAUCAUCCAAUUCCUCCCCCAUCUCGAAAUCCAUUUCGACAUCUAUUUCUUCCUCAAUCUCUGGUAUUCCCUAAGCCGCAUCCUAAUCAUUCUCCUCUUCGGAAUCCCCCUCGAAAUCGCUCACGGAACCAUCAAAAUCUACAUCUUUUUCACCAUCUCCUUCUUCUAUUCUCAAUACAUCCAACAACUUCUCAAACCUCUUCGAUUUGUGAUAGAUAUCGAACCAGCUUGUUAUGCUCUACUAGUGCUACAUCUCACAAAUCUCAUUCAGAAUUGGUCAACAUUCUCCCACAAAUACCCGCGACUCUGCCUAAUUCUCUGCUGCCUUUUCCCUCUGGAACUCUACGAUGUCUACCACAAAAUCUCCAAAAACGCGCUUCGCGAAAAGACUCUAUAUUCAAACUUGCUCCCUGUCUGGAUGUCUCUCCGGAUUUCUUCUCUCCUAUUUUUGGAUCUAUAACCACAAGAAUCAACCAAACUUUCUAGUAAUUAUCGUUUUUCUAACUUUAUAUUUGUUAUUGGCAAAGUUUUCAGGAAUUCAUAUAGAAUGAUACAUUUGAUAAACAAUAUGUUUCUGUACUUUUGAUAAAUAAUCAAAUAAACAUUUCAUUUUUGACUUGAACUAACUAACAAUGACUGAAAUCGAUGUUGAAACUGGUUUCAGGUAUAGUUGGACAUGUUUUUAAGCAAACGAGUUGAAAUAUUGGGUUCUAACUUUAUUCAUAUGGUAGAAUGGUCUAAGACGAACUGAAUGAUAUAAAUUUUGAUGACUUUACGUUAUCCAUAAGUGAUUUAGCGAGGUUUAGUCUCUAAGCCGCUAAAUCCCUUAUGGAUAACGUAAAGUCAUCAAAAUUUAUAUCAUUCUGUUCGUCUUAGACCAUUCUAUCAUAUGAAUAACAUUAGAACCCAAUAUUUCAACUCAUUUGCUUAAAAAACCUGAAAAUCUCAUUUAGUCGAUAUAGUUUCAGGCCAAAAAUCAAGAAUAUCUAUGCGAAAUGUGGCGAAUUCUACAAAAACCAUGCUCAAGAACACGUGGAAAAAUGGGAGCCAAUUAUCAAGAAGAAUUUGUCAGGCGCAGUUCUCAGUUCCGAUCAACAGAUUCACGCCUUCAAUUCUCGACCAUACUUCAUGGUUUUAGUCACAAUUUAUCAGGUAUUAUAAAGUUAAAAAAAAAUGGAAACGCGAAAAAAAUUAUUUUGAAAAAAAUUAUAUACCAUAGUUCUUUCCCCUCUCGUUUAUUUUUGCCGCGACGAGACACACAUCAGUCAAAAAUCGAUGCGCCUUUAAUUCACAACGGAAAAGAGGCGUUUUUGAUGUGUUUUGUAGGCUAUUACUGGUCAAAACGAGAAAUUCAACAUUAAAUAAAAUGAGAAAAGUGAAUUAGAACUAAUUUAGAGAUGAGUUUCCUCGAUUUUCGUAAUUUAUUACCGAAAAAUAGGUUUUUCCUCAAUAAAACACUUGAAACUCGUUUUUUAUAGUGUUUCUUGGUUUAAACAGGGUUAGACCAUCACCAUUCUUCGAUUUGUUAUCAAUUUGUUUGAUUUCUGUCUUUUUUUUCAUGUAGAAACAUCGAAAAUCGCGAAAAUCAGGAAAUAAAAAAGAAAAAACACCGUAGUUUUCGAAAGGCGCAGCUGAAACACACACAUGGUCUCGCCGCGACGAAAAUAAACGAGAGGAGGAAAGAACUACGGUAUAUAUUAUUUUUCAAAAUAAUUUUUUUCGCGUUUCCAUUUUUUUUAACUUUAUAAUAUGUUUCGAAUACGAGCGAAAACGAUGUAAUAAUCAUUUUCAGACUAUAUUUUUCUUUGAAAAUUAUCAUAUCUAUGAUUUUGUGUGCAAUAUUCACAACGAAACUUGGUGGUCAAUAUUGAUGAGGGCUCAAGGUCUCGGGCUAAUCAUUUACCCAUUAGUUCUCGGAAUUCCAUUAGAAGUUGCUCACGGAACAUUACAAAUCGGUAUAUUUUACAUCAUUUCAAUCAUUUAUACUUCGUUACUUCGAGAAAUUCUCACUGAACAUCCAUUUUUCUUCGACAUUCUUCCAGCAACAUUUUCGUUAUUGAGUUUAUACGCAAUUAAUAUCAUUUUGGUGAGAUUACAGAAUUAGGUGCAGGCUAGGCUAAUGUAGUUUUUUUGUUAGAACUGGAGAAACUUUUCAUACUUAAUAGCUCGAGUAGCGCUUAUACUAAUCUUGGCAUUACCAUUUGAAUUUUACGAAGUUUAUCAUUUAAUCACUGGUAAACAAUCAAUGGACUUUCUUUAUGUUUACACUUGUGAUCUCGGUGGUUGUUUAAUCGGAGCUCUUCUCGGAUAUUUCUGGAUCUAUCGUAAAAAGCAGACACAAACCGACGCGACAAUUCCAAUCAUUAAUUAUUUCAUAUUUUUCGGAAGUUUGAUAGCAUUCAUUUUAAUUGCUAAAUUCUCCGGUAUUCAUGAUUGA